AGGUGCCAGUCUAGCGUUCCUUUACGGAAAGUUUCAAGAUGGCGCUGCCCUUGGAUUGAGAUCUGAUGAAACAUUGGGAAAACGAAAUUGUAGAAUUCUUCGUAAUGAUUACUAUUUGUCGUAAUACAACUGCAAAUUUUCGAAGAAAAUAUCAAGUUUAUCAUCAUGUUCCGAUUCUUUACGCGAUCAAACCACGCACUCGGUGUAAAUAAUGUAUUUUAUAAUCAUCCGUGUUACAAAACUGCACAGUUGAUCGGUAGACUCAAAUCCAGCCGUUCAAGUCCAGCCGUGUGUUCCUCGCGAACACUUGACUCUAUUCAUCGGGAUGAUACAGGAACUGCUACUUCGUCGUCUUCACAGUGGUCACACAGUGUGACAAGAACUCUUCAUCAAGUUCAGGAGAGAUAUAUUUCGAGGAUAAAUUUACAUUCUCGAAAAAGUAAACAGUGUCAGUGUCAAAAACAUGAAUCAAAAACUGUGUGUUCGCAAAUUCCUGCAACAGCGAGAUGUUCAAACGGAUCAUCAUUACCCAAACAAGAAGUAGUGUUUUCUUCAAGAUUUCUAACCAGAGAGUACCACGCUUUGACAAGAAUUCUUCAGCGAUCAGGUUUCAAUAAUGUCCCAGCUCUGCAACAGCUUAUUGGGAUUGGGAAUGUCAAUUUCUUCAGCACAUCAUCCAGGCAGAAUCAGCAAAACGACAACAAGAAUGAAGAAAGAAAGGAUGAGGAAGAAGAUCCCGCCAAGCGAGGGAGUGAGGGGGAUAACAUACGAAUGCUCUUAGUCCUGAUGCUGAUCCUGACGCUUCUGAACUUCCUGUCCAAGGAGGAUGAGGCGCAGAGCAUCUCAUGGCAGACAUUCAUCAAUGAGAUGCUGAUGAAGGGAGAGGUCAAGUUUGUAUCCGUGACUUAUUAUGACUCCGAUGGCAGUGGUAAGAGCAGUAAUCCAGAAUCUGACGUGGUUCACGUGUACGCUAAUGAUGGUGCUAUCGUCCAUGGAAGAGAGGUUGGUCGAGGUCAGCCCAAUCACUUUCGCAUGCGAGUGGGCAACAUUGACAAGUUUGAGACCAAGUUGAGACAAAUGGAGGACAGCCUGGGUAUAGCGCUUCAUGACAGGAUCCAGAUUCAAUACAAGCACGUGACCAGCGACGGUCUCUCUAGCAUCGUGGGAACAGUGUUGGUCAUGGCCGUCAUCUUCUACAUCAUCCGCUCGGCGAUGAAAGGUGGUGGUGGCAUGAAUACCUUCACACAGAUGACUAAAGCGCGGUUCACUCUGGUCGAGGAGGGCGGGUCAAAGGGCGUGACCUUUAAAGACGUCGCGGGUCUGCAGGAGGCAAAGACCGAGGUCAUGGAGUUUGUUGACUACUUGAAACGACCUGCCAAAUAUCAGGAGCUGGGAGCUAAGGUACCCAGAGGAGCCCUACUCCUGGGCCCCCCGGGCUGCGGCAAGACCCUCCUAGCCAAAGCUGUAGCCACGGAGGCCAACGUUCCCUUCCUGGCCAUGGCUGGGUCAGAGUUCGUGGAGAUGAUCGGCGGCCUAGGCGCAGCAAGGGUCAGGAACCUGUUCAAGGAAGCUCGGAAGAGGUCGCCCUGCAUCGUCUACAUCGAUGAGCUGGAUGCUAUCGGCAGAAAGAGGACGGACAAUGCUUCACUGGGGAGUUCUGGGGAAGAAGAACAGACACUGAAUCAGCUGCUGGUUGAGAUGGACGGUAUGGGUACUAAGAAAGGCGUCAUUAUGCUGGCAUCUACAAACAGGGCAGAUAUCCUGGACAAAGCUUUGCUGAGGCCAGGCCGGUUUGACCGUCACAUUCUGAUCGACUCUCCCACCCUGAUUGAGAGGAAGGAGAUAUUUGAGGUCCACCUCAAGAAGCUGACAUUGGAGAACAAACCGGAGUCAUACUCGAUGAGGCUCGCUCAGCUUACCCCGGGAAUGAGUGGUGCUGACAUCGCCAACAUCUGCAACGAGGCCGCCCUGCACGCCGCCCGGGAGAGCAAGAAAAUGGUCACGGGCGACGACUUCGAGAGUGCCAUCGAGCGGGUCAUUGCCGGGGCAACCAAGGUCAACCGGGUCAUGUCGGAAGAGGAACGCCGGGUCGUCGCGUUCCACGAAUCCGGACACGCACUGGCGGGGUGGUUGCUGGAGCACACGGACGCACUGAUGAAGAUUUCUAUCGUACCACGAGCCAGUGCCGCGCUCGGGUUCGCACAGUACUUGCCGUCCGAUCAGAAACUCUACUCAACAGACCAGCUUUUGGACCGUAUGUGCAUGGCGCUAGGAGGACGGGCUGCAGAGGCACUAAUAUUUAACAAAGUCACUACAGGUGCGCAGGAUGACCUGAAUAGGGUUACCAAGAUGGCGUACGCCCAGAUCCAGUCCUACGGAAUGAAUGAGAGAGUCGGUCAGGUCUCCUUCCCUGAGAGCAAGUCCGGCGAGCUGGGUACCAGACCGUACAGCCAGAGACUACAAUCAAUCAUUGAUGAGGAGGCUCGUAAGCUCGUCACCAGUGCAUAUAGAAGGACAGAGAAACUCCUGUCUGACAACAUGGACCAACUGAAAAUGCUGUCGCAUGAACUACUAAAAACCGAAGUCCUAAACUACGUUGAUGUGGAAGCCCUGUUGGGCCCGCCUCCCUUCGGCACCAAGAAGCAGAUAAAUCUGGACGAGUUUGACGUCCUGGGUGAGGCGGACGACAGCGACAGUGGCAACGACCCGCCUAAAGAUCCACGGAACAAGAAGGAAGAUGAAGAACCUAAUGCAUAUGCGUAGUUAAUUAGCAUAAUCAUUAACAUGUUUCAUCUGAAUAUUCAUGAUAUCUGAAUAUUUAGGAUAGUUUGAACCUUAAAGUUGCAAUCGCCGUGCGCUUUAAUUUCAAUUUUUUUUUCUAUUAAUAAAUUUUCAA
Patiria miniata (bat star) is the source of this 2896-nucleotide messenger RNA. RefSeq names its product paraplegin-like (gene spg7). Gene Ontology annotation, biological process: mitochondrial protein processing; protein-containing complex assembly. The record is from RefSeq and is a predicted model, not a curated record. Gene Ontology annotation, molecular function: ATP-dependent peptidase activity; metalloendopeptidase activity; ATP binding. Gene Ontology annotation, cellular component: membrane; m-AAA complex. The transcript is spliced from 16 exons. Lineage: Eukaryota; Metazoa; Echinodermata; Asteroidea; Valvatida; Asterinidae. The coding region runs from base 166 to 2763 and encodes 865 amino acids.